This is a messenger RNA of Chanos chanos (milkfish), 708 nucleotides long. RefSeq names its product synaptogyrin 1b (gene syngr1b). The transcript has 4 exons. Gene Ontology annotation, cellular component: neuromuscular junction; synaptic vesicle membrane. Bases 1 to 708 code for a protein of 235 amino acids. Lineage: Eukaryota; Metazoa; Chordata; Actinopteri; Gonorynchiformes; Chanidae. The record is from RefSeq and is a predicted model, not a curated record.
AUGGAGGGGAUGGCGUAUGGAGCGGGAAAGGCAGGAGGCGCCUUCGAUCCCAUCACGUUCUUCCAGCAGCCGCACACUAUCCUCAGAAUCGUCUCCUGGCUCUUCUCCAUCGUGAUCUUUGGCUGUAUUGCCAACGAGGGCUACGUGAAUAGGCCAGACGAGGUGGAGGAGCACUGCAUCUUUAAUCGAAACCAGAAUGCCUGUAACUAUGGCGUUGGCAUGGGAACGCUGGCCUUCCUCUGCUGCAUGGCCUUCCUGGCCCUGGACGUCUAUUUCCCGCAGAUUAGCAGCGUCAAGGAUCGCAAGAAAGCGGUGCUGGCCGACAUCGGAGUGUCUGCGUUCUGGUCCUUCAUGUGGUUCGUGGGCUUCUGUCUCUUAGCCAAUCAGUGGCAGGUUGCCAAGCUUGAGGACAACCCCCUGAGAGAGGGUGGAGACGCUGCCCGUGCAGCCAUCACCUUCUCUUUCUUCUCCAUCUUUACCUGGGCGGGACAGGCGUUCCUGGCGUACCAGAGGUACAUGCUGGGGGCUGACUCCGCCCUGUUCUCCCAGGACUACACCGACCCCAGCCAGGACGCCGCGGCUGCCCCGUACAGCGCUUUUACCAGCGGGGAUGAUCUGGAGAGCCCAGGGGGCACUGGUUCCUACCAGCAGCCCAGCAGUGAGGGCGCCUUCGAUGGCUCGGCUGGAUACCAACGCCAGGAGUACUGA